AUGGGAACAUCGUGGUCAAGUAAUGUGGAAUUACAAAAUUAUUACGACCAACAGGCAGUGGAGCACGUAGCUCUGCAGAAUGUUUUGUUCGAGCACAAAAGAGCUUUAGAGUUGGCGAACACACGAAAACUUAUUUCUAAUGAAUAUAUGGCGGCGUUGUUGGUCGUCUCAUUGAUGUUAGUAGGUCAGAAAAUGAAACAAUCGCAUUUGUUCAUUCUACCGGCAGUUCCACUUGUUUUUGGUCUUCUCCAUAAUUUUGACCAGCAACGGGAUGUAACGUUAGAUACUAUAAAAGAGAAAGCGCAAGAGUUGCGCCGAGAAAAUCGCCGUUUAUUUGAACCCAUUGGUGGUCCCAUAACAUUGGAUGAGCUCGACAGACGUAUUAGUCGCGCAAAAUAUUACAAAAAAAAGGAAUUUAGUGAUGUCAGUUAA
Molecule: messenger RNA, 432 nt
Organism: Cercopithifilaria johnstoni
Lineage: Eukaryota; Metazoa; Nematoda; Chromadorea; Rhabditida; Onchocercidae
Source: the annotation of a GenBank genome assembly